Molecule: messenger RNA, 325 nt
Organism: Geodia barretti
Lineage: Eukaryota; Metazoa; Porifera; Demospongiae; Tetractinellida; Geodiidae
Source: the annotation of a GenBank genome assembly
GAGAUUUACUCAUGCUGGUAUUGCCUUCUUUCAGUUUUAUUAUGUCCCUUCGUCAGCUGUUUUAUGUUUCAGGUGUCUGCCCUUCUAUGGAAAUGUUCUCCCACGACCUGCACUGGGCUAUGAUACCAAUACUACAGACAGGAAUCACUAUUUGCACCACCUUCAUUAUUAUGUAGCUUCUUACUCUGCUCUCCUUGCGGUCAACUUUGCCGUUGUGUUCCUUUCAAUGGCACUGAGCUACUGCAAAGUCCUCCAUCACAUCAAACGUAUGAGACUCAGACAAGGUUACAAACAUAAGUUUGCAGAAUGAAUCACUCCGUCAUUU